This is a messenger RNA of Colletotrichum navitas, 2073 nucleotides long. Its product is annotated as LIM domain-containing protein. The record is from RefSeq and is a predicted model, not a curated record. The coding region runs from base 1 to 2073 and encodes 690 amino acids. The transcript is spliced from 3 exons. NCBI's taxonomy places the organism in Eukaryota, Fungi, Ascomycota, Sordariomycetes, Glomerellales, Glomerellaceae.
AUGGCUCUCCCACGAGAGUCGACCUUCAUGCCGACCAUCAAAUGCUCGUCAUGUGGCCGGCAGGUGGAAAUCUCCAUGAUGGGCGAGCACAUUUGCAGCGGCCCGGGUGAAGAGCCAUCACCGCCGCCAGCUCGCCCAGACAGUAUAAGCUCAUCAUACGACCAAACAUCCCCUCGUGACAACAAUAACAAGUAUGGGCGCAUGCCGCCUCCGACUCUGGAUACCAGUGCCGCAAAUCUUCGAUUUUCACGGCAAGGCCAGCUCACACCGAUAAGCACAUCAACUGGCUCAAUCAGCAUUUCACCCAAAACUCCCAACAGUCAGGCCGCUGGCCGGUCGGAUGAUUACUUCCAACCACAGAUAGCAAAUGAUUACAAUUCGAACCAGCAAUCUCGACGUCCUGGGGGUUAUGGAGGAUUCGACGAUGGGGAAGAUUUCGCGUCGGACCAGAUGUACCCGAAUGAGCAAAAGAAGCAGGCACCGAGCCUCCUUCAACGUAUGAACACGAUUGCACCCGGACCUUUCGAGAUAGGCAAGAGGCCUGGUGCGCGUGCGGCUGCGAAGAAUGCUUUUGGCCCGACUCGACAGAACUCGUUGACGCCCGAGGACAAUUUCAUGAAUGACCGACCACUAACAUCAGCAUCCAACAACUCGUUCAUGUCUUCCGCGAGCAGUAACGGUGGCGGCAUUGCGCCGCCAAGACCGCCGAGGAAGAACGGCUACGGAGGGUUCGGCCCCCCAGGAACGAUGCCGGAUGAAUUCGAGCCCGACACAUUUGUCAGUCGAGCCGGCACCUUCCCCCGCCCCAGCGAGCCUGUUGAGGUGCCAUCGAGGGCUCCUUCGGCACCCGGCGUUCGCCCGGACAGGUUGAUGGGGGAGCCCAUCAGUCGUGGUGAGCACGAGAGAAAGGUGUCGAUGGGCCCGGAUACAUCAAGGCCACCGCCUCCAAGAAGGAGUCUCCUACGCCCGAACACGGCCGGAAGGGAUGGACCGCCGCCCGUCGAUUUGGCCAACGAGUUUGGUACCUCGAACCCGUAUCACACGCCCUCAGCUUCAACGUCAUCUGGGGCCUCCUUGUUUAGCCACGGCCGCCAGGCCAGCUCUCAAAGCAGCUCACAGUCCAGCCCAGGAAACCCGCGCCCGCGCCGCAAACCGUCCGACGUGAGCAGUUUUGACAACUUAAUGAACGACAUCGAGUCGUCGAUGGCUGCAAUGCAGCUCCCGACAGAUGCCAACCCGCCGCCGCCGCCGCCUCCCUCAAAAUCCCCGACAGAUUUGUAUCCCACUCGGCGUGCACCGCCCCCUGCGGAUCUCCGAAACGACCCUGCGGUUCAAGGUGCUCGACAGCGUGCGAGAUCGCCAUUGGCGACGCCAGAUUACAACUACAAUCCCCGCGAGCCGAUGGACCGUCGCAACCAGCAUCAGCGCCAGCCCAGUGAUGCGCCGAGCGUUUCAUCCCCACCCCGCAACCGCCCCUCCCGAGGGAACUGCAAGUCUUGCGGUGAUGCCAUCAAGGGCAAGAGCAUCUCUUCCGCCGAUGGCCGGCUGACUGGACGUUACCACAAGGCCUGUUUUGUGUGCACGACCUGCCGUGAACCCUUUUCCUCGGCCGAGUUUUACGUCCAUAACGACAGACCUUACUGUGAACUUCACUACCACAAGCUCAACGGUAGCCUGUGUGGAACUUGCGGACGCGGCAUCGAGGGUCAGUACUUGGAAGACGAGGAGCGCGUCAAGUACCACGUCGGUUGUUUCCGAUGCGGCGACUGUGGCAUGUCCCUCUCGAACGGCUACUUCGAGGUGAACGGCAAGGCGUACUGCGAACGGGACGCCUGGCGCCGCAUGCAGCCGCCACCACUACGAAUGGCCAACAGCGACCAGCGCGGCCGCGCACCCGGUGGUCUCGGUCCUCCGGGAGGUCCCGGACAGGCCGGCCGCCGCCCCAGCAAUGGCCAGUCUGGCAUGAGACCACCCGUCGGCCUGCCCCGCGGGCAGAGAAUGCCUCCUGGCGCCGGCCUUGCUCCGCCAAUGCCUCGCAUGAACAAGCGCAUGACGAGACUCGGCAUGAUGUAA